Molecule: messenger RNA, 4175 nt
Organism: Carassius auratus (goldfish)
Lineage: Eukaryota; Metazoa; Chordata; Actinopteri; Cypriniformes; Cyprinidae
Gene: p2ry6
Product: pyrimidinergic receptor P2Y6
Exons: 2
Coding region: 166-1143 (325 amino acids)
Biological process (GO): cellular response to pyrimidine ribonucleotide; phospholipase C-activating G protein-coupled receptor signaling pathway
Cellular component (GO): plasma membrane
Molecular function (GO): G protein-coupled UTP receptor activity; G protein-coupled ADP receptor activity; G protein-coupled UDP receptor activity
Source: RefSeq, a predicted model, not a curated record
AGUGCAGAAAGAAGAAGAGAGCAAUGCGGAGUAAUUCGUUACUUCUGUUUUCUUCGUUGCUCGGAAGAGAUUCGCUUUUACUUCGCAGACAGAGUUGUUUUCUGGUGUUCAGCUGGGAAAUAACGAAAGGGUGGAUGCAAAGAAUGUGAAGCAAUAUUUGAUAAGAUGGCAUCUCUUAACCAUUCCACCUCCAUUCUGCCUUCCUGCACCUACGAGGAGGACUUCAAGCGCUUCCUCCUCCCCUCCGUCUACAGCCUGGUCUUCAUCUUUGGACUGCCGCUCAACUUCAUCAUCAUCCUGCGGAUCUGGGGCUCCUGGCACACUCUAACGCGGACCAAAAUCUACAUGCUGAAUCUAGCGGUGGCAGACUUCCUGUACGUCUGUUCCCUUCCGCUUCUCAUAUACAACUACGCCAGCAAAGACUACUGGCCUUUCGGUGACUUCACCUGCCGCCUGGUUCGCUUCCAGUUCUACAGCAACCUGCACGGAAGCAUCUUCUUCCUCACCUGCAUCAGCUUCCAGCGCUACAUGGGCAUCUGCCAUCCGCUGACGGUGUGGCCCAGACAAGGUGGACGCAGGCUGGCGUGGUUGGUCUGCGCUGGCGUCUGGGUGGCCGUCGCGGUUCUCUGCGCUCCAACGUUCGAGUUCGCCGCCACCGGCAUCCAGCGCAACCGAACGGUGUGCUACGACCUUAGCGUUCCAGAGCGCUCGACCGCGUACUUCCCAUACGGCAUCACUUUGACCUUUCUGGGCUUCGUCGUGCCCUUUCUAGUGAUCGUGGUGCUGUACUGCAAAAUGGCACGGGUUCUCUGGCAGGUCGGCGAAGCUCAAGAAGCCGUGGCUGUAGAAAGGAAGAAUAAAGCCGUCAGGAUGAUCAUUAUUGUGAUGCUGGUGUUUGCCAUCAGCUUCUUGCCGUUCCACGUGACAAAGACGCUCUACCUGCUGGUGAGGGCCUUUCCCACGGCCCCCUGCGAACUGAGGAACCUGCUGUCUGUGGUCUACAAAUGCACCAGACCCUUCGCCAGCAUGAACAGCGUUCUGGACCCCAUUCUGUUCUACUUCACCCAACCGCAGUACAGACGCAGCACCAGGAGUCUGCUGCUCAAGAUCACCUCGCUCAGAGACAAAGUUGACAAAAUCUGACUGGAACACACCUGCUUGGGUCAGAAAUAACUGUGUUAAAGCAAGACACUACAAUCACAUCGUUUUUUUUUUUUUUUUUCUCAACUAUACAUAUUUGAGUUUUUUAAGGGUAAGGUUUACAAAUUAUUUAUUUUGUAAGAGUGUAGCGGAAAAUUACAUUCAAAAUAGACAGACAUGCCGCUAAUCAAAAUGAUCACACCCCUGUUUUAAUAGCUCCGCCCCCAAUCCUUUAACAUGCUUUGCAAAACAGGCACUCCCCCCCAUCAUUAGAGGACACGCCCCUUGCUGCUGAUUGGCUACAAGUGUGUUAUGGAGAUCUGGUCCGAUCGGCUUUCAACAGGCUUUCUCAGAAAUCGAUUACUGCAUCUUUAUUAAGUGUUUAUUUAGACACUAUUUCAGUUUCAGUUUCAGUUAUAGUACAUAUCUAUAAAAGCUCUUUUUUUCUCAUACACUAAUCCAAAAAUCUCCACUUCAGCAGCACAUACAUCACACCAAAUGUUUUAAGAAGGACUUGUUCAAGGGUUAUUAUACGUAGUUACUACAACUGAAACCAUUUAAAAAAAAAAACAUUUCUGAUACUUGAAAUAAAAUAAAUGCUAACUGAAAUAAAGGAAGAAUUUAAUUGAAUUUAAAGCUGAUUGUCAAUGCAGCAUUUCUCAUUUUUGUUUAAUUAUUGUAAAGUAUUAAAAUAACUAAAACUAAAUGAUGUAUAAAAACUAUAUGAACAUAAAAAAAAUACUAAUAAAACAAAAACAACAAAAUUGCUCAAAACAAGUAAAGUAAAAACUAAAAAUUUAAAAAUCCUGUUUAGAAUGCUUUAAAAGUAUAUCAAUGAUACUGAAAUAACACUGGUUUAUUAAUAUAAUUUAUAUGACAUUUUAAUUUCUGUAAACAUGAUGAAAAUAUUUUUCAGUAUUUUGUGAUUGGUGAAGAAAUAAAAAGAAAAAUCCAAAAAAAAAAAAAAACUCUAAAAAAAAACAAUACAAGAAUUUUGAGCCUGGCUUUAUUCAAUACUCAGAUUUAAGUUCUAGAAAUGUAUGGAAUUUAGUCCAUUUUAAAUUAGUUAAUGCCUUGUAAUACAAAAUGUAAAGACUCACUGUUGUGUGAUUAGUUAACUAGGAAAGUAUGGUGAUAUCCGAUAGUUAAACACCAUGCAGUGUGUACAAUUAGUCGGCUGUGUGGACGUUGAAAUCGAAAAAAGUCAAUAUUUAAAUACAAAACGUCCAAUGCAUUAAAUCCCUGUACUGUGAAAAUUGUACAUAAUGGUUGAAGAUAUUCUUAUAGAUUGAUUCAGUGUUACAAAAAUGUAUUUAUGAUGACUGAAACUAUCAUACAUCACCCUAUGGACAUUUGAACUUGAACAUUCGAUUCAUCAAAGAAUCCUGAAGAAAAAAAGUAUCACAGUUUCCACAAAUAUAUGGAAGUAACACAACAUUUUCAACAUUGAUAAUAAUCAGAAAUGAUUCUUGAGAAAUGUUUUAAAAUUCAGCCUUGCAUCACAGGAAUCAAUUACAUUUUAAUAUAUAUUCAAAUAGAAAACAAUAUAACUGUUUUUUCUAUUUUGACAGAAUAAAUGCAGGCUUGGUGAGGAGCAGCAUACUGUAUAUGCGUGAUAUUUAGGAUAAAUAGGUGCACUGAGACAGUGAUGUGUGGAAUUAUGGAUGAGAGAUAGAGAUGAAUGAGAGCAUUUGGAAUGGAAAGAAUAACACCCACCAUCUGUUUAACAGACUGCAUCUGCUGCACAUUAUCUGGAGGUCAUUAUCAGAUGUUUGAUGGUUUAAUAACACUUUGUACAGCUCAACAUGCAUCUGAUGAAACAUCUUGUCCUACUAGAGAAGGAUCUUGUUUUAACAACACAGAGACAUAUUUGCACUGCUUGUACCGUCAUUGUGUUUCCAUGAAGCAGUUUAAUCGCAGAUGUAAAUAUCACAUGUCUUAGAAGCUUUUAUUUGACCUUUCAACGUGACCAAAAACUACAAAUAGAAAUGGCUGGGUUUACAGUAUGGUAAAACAAAUCCUGUUGCAAUGUUGUGAGCGUGAAUGUAUUUUAGUCAUUUGGCCAGUAUUAUCUUUGUGAGUUUUUAAAUAUGAAUGAAUUUCACCUUAUAAUGUCUGAUUGGAGAAGAGCCUUUUUCUUCGGUCUGCAUGAACAUGAAGCACUCUAAGUUCGGAGUGAAAUAUAACAUACUAUAUUCUGAACUGUAAAUACUGUAUACUACACCUUGUUUUUUUAAUUAAAUUGUUUGUGAAACGUCAUGCAUUAUGCAGUGAUAAUCGUCAAACAGAUACAUUGUUGUUAUGCAACCUUUCCAUGUUGCAUUAUUAAUUCAGCAAGUUACAUUCAUUUAUUAAUAAAUUAAAUGUUCUUUUCUUUUUGCAUUUUGAAAUCCGGUUUUGUGCUUGUCUAAUUAAAUAAUGGCUGUAUUUUGGCAAAUAUAGUAGAUCUUUAAGGUAUUCCAUAUAUAUAAAGUAUAGAAAAAGUCGUAGUACUGUGCUAUUUUAAGCAUACUGUAAAUACUGCUAACUUAUAAUGUUAACUUGUGAGCAUAUUAAAAAUUUCUAUAAUGUGACGAGCAUUACUGUGGUUGUGUCUGUGAACUGCCUGUAGGUGGCGUACUUGACUAACAAGCAGACGUGCUUUUUGCAAAUUAAACUGACUAUUUGCUUCCUGGUUCAGCGCUAAUUGUUGAACAUUAUUUGAGCAUUUGCAUAAAGAGAGUUUUAAAUAAUUUAAUAAUAUAUGACAUGCAACUUUUGGUCAAAAUUCAUCAAUGUGCCCAUGUAAUGAUGAAAACAGUUAUACAAUAUAAUAGCCAUUCAAGUCAUUUCAUCUCUGUUUCUAAUGUAGUAUGUGCAUACGAGAUCUUUUUUCAUGCCUAAUCUAUUUUAUUAAUUAUUGAUUGCUUGUCGGUCACUGUGCAAAGAAGAUUUUUGUCAGCUUUUGUUUAUGCAUAUCAAACUGUUUGUGUAAGUAAUCUGUAGAAUCUGUUGUUGUAUAGACAAGUGUAAUAUUAAAUGAAAUCUAUAUCCUC